AUGUUAACGUUCGUGAAGCCACGGAACACGCUCUUUCUACUCGCUCUACUCUCACUCCUUCUCGCUGUUUUCCCCUACCCUGCGCGCGGAUUCCGCCUGUUCCCGUGGAGACCUCCCGCCCGUGCGAAGCCCGACCCUCCACCAGACACCCCUACUGUAGAUAGUGGUUACAAAGCGGAUUCGCAAGACGUAGACGAUGACGACGACGACGAUGAUACACUGUUGUUACCGUCGCAAACCCUCGUGCAAGGCCUCGCCAACUUUCGCCCGCUUCAGCGAGGCCCGGACAGCUUAGAGCCGCCACGACCAGCUGAGGGAAAUUACCCGAUUUCGCUGAAACUACCAUCUGGAACGAACUCACAGCCUGCGAAAACUGGCGAAACGGGAAGUGAAGGGAAGAUUCAGUCGUUGAGCGACUCGGGCGAUUCUGGUGCUAGCGGCGGUAGCGGUAACGGCGACACCAGUGACGAUGACGUGGAGGUCUUCGAGGUCGCUCGGCCAAUCGCAAGGCCUCGCGGGGUGAAACCGUGCGUCGUUACGCUGCUUCGCAACCAAUCGUUCGACGACACCGUUGGCGACCCACCCGUCGCGAAAAACUACUCCAUCCCUGCUUCGUGCGGCUCCGCGUGGUCGCUGGUGCUGCUGAGCGUGCGCGUGAAAGUGAGCGGGGUGCAAUUCGACCGGGUGCUGUCCGUGUUCAUCGGCAACUUCGAGGUCUCCAGAUCCAUUACUGUGGAGCCUUUGGGUGUGUCGGCGUCCUACUCGUUUGAAGAAGACAUAACUAAGUUCGCAUCCGCGCUUGCGAAGGAGAAGCAAGCAUUCGUCUCGCUUCCCAAUGUGAUCAACGACACACUAACAGGUGUUUUCUACGUGAGCAUCGAUCUCCUCUACUUCAAGACCUCUCGAUUCAACCGAGCCAUUGUUCCCGACGUAGUUCUCCCCUUCUCCUCUCAAGCACUCGGCAAACCCUACCCAGUGCCCUUCACAAUCACGGGCGAAGAUUCCGCAUCCACCUCCUCUUCCUCUUCUUCUUCCUCUCCCUCCUCUCCUUCACUGGAAGCUUCUGUGACGUUUCCCUUGCUGCCCCUUGACAUUGUGACGGCGAAAUUCGAGCUGAUGGUAACCAGGCACGGCAGUGACGAAUUCUUCUUCAUGCUUUCGCCCAACUCUACCUCAACCUCGUCCACUGCAUCCUCCUCCUCGUCCUCCUCGUCUUCAUCCUAUUCCCCUUCCUCCUCCUCCUCCCCCUCUCCCUUCCGAGAGCUCCUCCUAUUCAUCGACAACCAAUUCGCAGGAGCUGUUUUCCCCUUCCCCACCCUCUACCCCUCCGCCUUUGCUCCGCUUCUCUGGGCCCCCCUUGUCGGAAUCGGCUGCUUCAGCAACCCCACUUACUCCCUCGACAUCACGCCAUUUGUCGGCCUGCUAGUGGACGGGCAGCCGCACGAAAUUUCGGUCAGCAUGCCCGCGGUCGGCCGGGCUGCCCGGUGGAUGGUUUCAGGGGUUCUCCAGCUCUGGGUGGACCCAGUUCGGGAGGCCACUUCAGGCACGCAGCCAUUCAUCAAUGCUCCUGUGCCCUCCAUCAUAAACACUUUCAUCACCCCUCCCGCUUCUGAUCUCUCGAAUGCAUUGGCCAAUAACAGCUUCGGCAGCAGUAGCAACAACAACGGCAACAGUAGCAGUAGCACCGGCACUGCUGCCGAACCAGCACCUCUCGACCCUGCUUCCACAAGCAUUGGAUUCACUACAAGCACGCUCCGCUCCUAUACAAUCACCGGCACUGUAUACUCCUCGGCCGGCGCGGUUACCACCGAGGUUACGGGAAGCCUGGGAGCGGAAGCGUCGGUGUAUUUCCGGAGGGAAGGGCUGGUGGCAUGGUCUCAUGUAACAAGAACUUCAGUGGAGGUUACGAGCAAGGAUGCCAAGGGGAAUGAGCUGAGUUCAGUCACUGAGCAGUUCUUGUUCCCUGUCAACCUCAAGAUGACGUCUCUCGAUGCCAACGGCUCAUUCAAGCUAGACACAGACUAUGCAUUCAACCUACAGAGGGACAAGUCUGGGAGGAAGCUGAGGCGGGACGCGCAGAAGGCGGACGCACUGAAGCCAGAGUCCUUCGGAUCCCAAGGCGGCAGAGAUGGUUCCGUGCGGGAUGACGACACCGAAAAGCCAACUCCAACGACAGGUUUGGAUUACCAUGGCGCCGCGCCGGAGGGGAAGGCUAGUACUACGGAGGGAGAAGCUACUAGAAACGCGGAAAGGGUGGCGAGCGCGGCAGUGCAAGGGGGGGAGGCGGCGGACGGCGAGAAGCCGCACGUGGCGUGGCUGCGAUUGGUGGAGCAGGCGAUGGAGGGCGGCGAGCUGGACAACGAGAAGUUCCUCGAGAAGAUGCGGCGGCGACUGGACAGAGCGGCUGCGCAACGAGAAGUUCCUGCCAACUUACCCCUUCCCCACUCAUCCGAUCCCCCGCAUUCCCCCUCAUACCUCACAGCGUGGGCGUCUCGUUGCGCCGAGUGGAGGGUAGGAGUGUCGUUCGUUCCCCUCCCCGGAGUGGAGGCGCGCUUUGAGGAGGUGAGCGCGUCGCGUCCGCCAAGGUGCAAGUGGGGGAUGACGCUGCUGCUGGGGCCGCCAGGCAGCGGCAAGUCAACGCUGCUGAAGAUCCACUUUGUGCUGGCCAAUCCUGAUCAGCACCUAAUCAGCAGCCUUUUUCUACUCCACACCACACGCCACAUGCUCUUCCCAACACGCAGGAUGACGCUGCUGCUGGGGCCGCCAGGCAGCGGCAAGUCAACGCUGCUGAAGAUCCUGGCAGGGAAGGCGGAGAGGGAGCUGCGCGUGCAGGGCGAGGUCACGUACAACGGCCGCCCGGGCAGCCACUUUGUGCUGCCGCGGACCGUGGCGUUUGUGCCUCAGACAGACUCCCACAUCGGCGAGAUGACUGUCCGCGAGACCCUCGAGUUCUCCGCCCGCCUGCAGGGGCCGGGCUACAAGGCAGGUGCGUUCUGA
Messenger RNA from Closterium sp. Yama58-4, 2997 nucleotides. NCBI's taxonomy places the organism in Eukaryota, Viridiplantae, Streptophyta, Zygnematophyceae, Desmidiales, Closteriaceae. The record is from the annotation of a GenBank genome assembly.